AUGAAAUGUUAUUUGAUACAUGCUUGGAUAUACGAGCACUUCCCUACAUUGGGAAGGAAGCAAUUACGGGAUACAUAUGUGGAGACCGAACCCCGUGCUAGACGUUAUAUCACUGGACGCGCUACUUCUGCUAUAGCUGAUGUUAGAGUUCAGUUGGAUGCCUUGACAUAUGAUGGGGUGAUUUGGAACCCAUAUGUAGCACAUAGGGCUGGUCGACCACUUGUUGUAUCUGCCAUGUUUUCUGGCUACCUCAAGCUUGGUAUCCUCGUACACCGUCAUCUGCUGAAGCGUGUGCUGCGACAAUUUGGCUUCAUGCAGCCUAUUCCACGACCGUCGAGUUCGCUUCCCAUGUUGGACUUUCCGACUAAUGAUGAUUGGUGGAAAGACUACUAA
Messenger RNA from Vigna unguiculata (cowpea), 393 nucleotides. RefSeq lists its product as uncharacterized. Gene Ontology annotation, biological process: meristem development; meristem maintenance. NCBI's taxonomy places the organism in Eukaryota, Viridiplantae, Streptophyta, Magnoliopsida, Fabales, Fabaceae. The record is from RefSeq and is a predicted model, not a curated record.